AUGUUGUCUAUUAUAAGCGAUAAAUUAGGUUUAUUUCCUAAAACGUUAUUCAUAAAACCGAUCAAUUGCGCUUCACCCUCUUUAACAUCUUUUUUCUUUUUAUUGAAACAAAGUACGACUAGACCGUCGUUAUUAUCAGCCUCGGGCAUUCUGCUGUAUCCAAUAGCUUUGAAUCUACAUAAUGGAUUUUCUUGAUUAAGCUCUAUAGGUGGUGCAUUCAUAUAAUAGUAAGCUUUCCCAGUUCCCCACAAAGCUUGUAUAAGAUUCCAUCUCGCGAUAAUAUUAUCACGUUCAUCAUUAUACAGUUGACAAUUAAAUACGGCAUUGUAUAAUGCUUCAGAUAUAGUAUUAACGGGUUGUUGUGGUUGCUGCUGUUGUUGGAACUGUUGCUGAUUUUGUGCUAAACCAGAUCCGAAUCCUGUAAAUCCUGUGCCUGAUAAAAAAAUUUAAUAAGAAAAUACAUUACAAAAAAUUAUAUUGAUAAAUAAAAAAAAAGUAAUACCAACCUGUACCAAAACCACCAAAACCACUAGUUGUAGUUGUAGUUGUUGGUUUUGUCCCAAAAGCGCCAAAACCUGUAGAAGUACCAAAAGUUGGAGCUGUACUUGUAGUGCCAAACCCUCCAAAAAAAGAAGGUGCAGAGGUAGUUGUCGUAGUUCCAAAUCCACCGAAACCACCAAAGCCUAAAGAGGAUGUUGUAGUGGUCCCAAAUGUACCAAAUGCACUAGUAGAGGCUGGUGUGCUACCAAAAGUAGAAGUAGUGCCAAAUGCAGUGCCUGACGAAGCAGUUGUACUUCCAAAUACUGGAGCUGUUCCAAAACCAGUGGUAGAAGUAGCACCGAAGGUAGGUGCUGAAGCAAAACCACUUGUCGAUGUGUUACCGAAACCAGUUGCAGCUGGUGUUCCAAAAGUAGUACCACUUCCAAAUCCUCCUGUUGCUGGAGUUGAAGCAGAACCAAACAGACUUGGUGCUGAGGUAGCUGGUGUACUAAAUCCAAAAGAUGGUGUUCCAAACCCUGCUAAAGCAUUUAGUUCUUCAAAUGAGAUACAUUUAAUAACAAAUGAAAGCAAAUAUGGGCAAUUUGCUCACAAAUUAUUAAAAAUAGCUUCAAUAUCUGGUAGAAAGGUUGCACUUCGCCGUGUUGACCAAUCUUCUGAUGUUUCUACUGAAUUGUUACAUGAAUUUGGUACCACAGAUGUAGCAAUUGGGGAUGUUACAGCAGAAGUUAUGAUAACAACAAUGGGUAAAAUCCCAAGUGAAAUGUUUUAUUUAGAGGACAUACCAGGUACUAUAGUUCCACAAAGAAUACAAACAACAUCGACAUUUGCAAAAACUAUGAUGGAAACAACAGAAUACUAUCGGCCUGUAGAGUCUACUAGUCAUUCAUCAGUUUUAGUUGCUCUAUUAACUGCUCUCUUUAUAAUAUUAUUAUUAUGUUGUAUCACGGCAUGUAUCGUAACUAAAUCAAAGAAGAAAAGUAAUUUCUUUGGUAAAGGGGAUAUGGAGUGUGAGCCAGGAUGUACAGGCAUAAAUCAACCUUUGCUAGAAAAGUUUUCAAGCACAACAAAUAAAACCAGCUCUUUGAGAAACUAA
Molecule: messenger RNA, 1594 nt
Organism: Heterotrigona itama
Lineage: Eukaryota; Metazoa; Arthropoda; Insecta; Hymenoptera; Apidae
Source: the annotation of a GenBank genome assembly